Messenger RNA from Ornithodoros turicata, 3691 nucleotides. It is a transcript of the gene Ccn, whose product is annotated as CCN family member 2-like. The record is from RefSeq and is a predicted model, not a curated record. Gene Ontology annotation, cellular component: extracellular matrix; extracellular region. Bases 361 to 1731 code for a protein of 456 amino acids. NCBI's taxonomy places the organism in Eukaryota, Metazoa, Arthropoda, Arachnida, Ixodida, Argasidae. The transcript has 6 exons. Gene Ontology annotation, biological process: signal transduction; cell adhesion. Gene Ontology annotation, molecular function: integrin binding; heparin binding.
GCACGUGACGAAUGAGGGAACGCCGGGUCCCGACGCGCCAGUCUGGACGUCGAGCUACAGCCGCGGCUGAAACACCAGCUACAGCCUCUCGCUCCUUGUGUUCGCCUUUUUCGGCAGCCGUUUUGCCUUGUGUUGCUUCCGUUUGCUUGAACUUGGCGACGACUGCGCAUGUAUUUUUGUGCCUGUGUGUAAACGGUGGUUGUCAAUACGCCGACGUACAUUGUAGCCAGUGGUUAGCCGCUCUCUUGCUGUAUGAGCUUGGAGCUUGGGCUCCACGGUGUGCGCAUGGUGUUACAGGGUUGAUCGUCAACGCGGAAUCAUGUCAACGUGGUCAGUGAGAAACGUGACAGUGCAGACGGGAUGGAAGCUGUAAGAAGCACCACGAAGACACGCCCCGUCACGAAUCCCACUUUUAUGGCUUAUCAAGUUGGAAAACCAACGGCGGCAUUCCCCUGCAUAGCCCAUUUAGAGAGAAUUAUCACAUCGAAGGUGACGUCGUACCUUCCUCAACUCAGCAGGACAGCUCUGAUGUGGUGGUGUAGUGCGAUGCUACUAGUUAUUGUGCCUGUCGUCGCCGCCAGGGCUGCCUAUAGCGCGGACAGCAAGGACGGCAGGCCUUUUGCACAACGUUUGUGUCAGAACUGUAACGACACAGUGGUCACGGAGGACGAGCAAGACACGGGGCUUAUCAGCGAGUGGGCAGUUACGACACUCUCGACGCUGGAGGAAACGACGUCGAUAAAGAACUCAGAGAAGGACGUCGACGGUGCGAGUAUCGGCAACGCCAUCAACGACACAAAGGGAGUGAUAGCGGUGGCUUCCCUGUGCUCCGAAGGUUCGUGUCGAUGCACGGGUGCGGGAGAACCCUCAUGCCCAGAAGGCGUAAGCGUAGUGAAGGACGGAUGCAACUGCUGUAGCAUCUGCGCCAGGCAGCAGGGAGACACGUGCAACGCUGUUCAACUGUGCGAUGCCCGCAGGCAACUACACUGCGUCUACUCUGCACGAAACGCCACUAGUGGAACGUGCAAAGUGGUGCAGGGUCAGGCAUGCCAGGUAGAAGGCGGAGGUCAGUACAAGGACGGAGCGACGUUCAAGCUGGAUUGUCGCACGCAGUGCUCGUGUCAGAACGGCACGUACGGCUGCGUAUCACUUUGCCCCCACGAAGGCUUUCGGCCAUCGGCUGAGUGCCGCAACGCUCGCCUCGUUCGUCUCCGAGGAAACUGCUGCCGGGAGUGGCUCUGCGACCAUGAGCCCUGGAAGCAACCCCGAAGUGGCGCAGGAGGCUUUGGCCAAGUGGCAAGAGGUUGCGAUCGGCAUGCGAGUGAGUGGAGUCCUUGUUCCGCCACGUGCGGGGUUGGGGUCUCCCGGCGGGUGGCGGUCGAUUCCGACUGCCGGACCAGGAACGAGACCCGUAUCUGCAUACUCAGGCCCUGCGAUGCCACGGGAAAAACGAGGGCCCCCGGUGCACGCCACAGGACAAGGAGGAACCACUUGUGCCGUGCGACAGUGAGGGCGUCGUGCCCUCAGCAUUACACAGACGGCUUCAACUGCACCACGGUCAAGCCCUACCAGCCCAAGUUCUGCGGAAACUGUCCCGGUCGUCGCUGCUGCUUUCCGUCCCUCGCGAAUACGAUUCAUCUCGAUUUCAAGUGCUUCGAGGACGGAGAAUGGACCGUGCGCAAAAAGGACGUCAUGUCGAUCAUGAGGUGCCGCUGCAAGAGCAAGUGCUAGCAGACAACUACGGGCUACUAACGACCAGCGGUUUCAUUACGUGUGCCUGAAUUCUUCAUGAACUUAAGGGACAGUGAACAAGAGCUACGAACAGCUGCCCAGGACAGAAUGGAAAGACAGAGGCCGACUGUGUUAUCUAAAUCGUGUGCUUCAUCCUACAACAGGGUCGAUAACGUUUGCGUGUACAGCGUAAAGAUGACAUGGCGUGUUCAGGGAAUGCCCCGUGCUUCCCGGCAUGCAGCGAUGUUCUAUAUCGUCAUAGCAGGGAUCAAUACGAAGCGGGGAAUGCACGACAUGGCGAUCGAUUCGCGUGUCGGCAACUACUGCUUUGUUGCGUUUGUGGAGAAACUUGGGAGACACCAUGUUGACACUCUGACUGGUUACGGCUUCUUGAAGAGGUUUAGCUUGAAGGACAUUGAAUGUUCGUUCUGUGCAUUAUAAUUUUUAUCAAACUGUGUGUUGAAGAGCGACCGGCUUUCAAUGCUCUGACUGCCAUACUGAUUGUUCUGCUAAAGACAAAUAGGGUGGUUGAGUCUAUACUGUUAUAUUGUGGAAGAAAAACUGAGUGGCUGAAGAAGGGCCAGUCCGAGGUAUCGAUUCAUUGAUUGAAGAAACAAAAAAAAAACGUGGAGAUGUUAGUCCCAAAACGCACUCGGGACUGGUUACUCCAGUACGCGGAGGUAUUGCUUAUAUGUUAAGCGGACCAUUUCAGGUAGUCCCAGCGCUCUGUGGGAAUAGAGAAUGCUUUUCACGUUUCGGUUUCGCUGGUCAUCAUGACACUCCGCGGACUAUGGGUCGGGAGAGGAGAAAAGGAAAGAGAUUUUGAGACUUGCUCCUCCCUCCUCACCACAGAGUUCCCACAAUUCAAAGCGGCGUUAUGACCUCUGGGAUUUUAUGAAGUCGUCUACGUGCUGAUGCUUGUGACGAGCACCAAGUCAUGUGUCAUAUGUUUUCUUAUUGUUAUGGUGGCCGCUUACCAUUUUUGCAACCGCAAUUUGCUCGAACUCCACGAAGACGCUACAAACUACGCAACGGUUGUCCGUCGUUGCUUUGAAGAAGUCAUAACUCUUAAUUUUCGAGGCAGAAGGCAAUUUAAAGAGUUACAGAAAUGGGUUGACACAGAAGCCCUAGUAUUUUCAAUUCAACAUAGCAGCCUGCCCAAUAAGCCCUGCUCAACAGACGUUUAUGAAUUCAACUGUGGCGGAAUUGGUUGGGCUUCUUCCCUUAAAAAUUUCUGUUUACAGUAUACAGGCUACGAUGUUUCAUUCGAAUACUGCCUAUCAUUAUUACAACGUUACGAAGCCAAUCUCGAUGGAGUUUUAGCUAAAGCGACACAUAAGGCAAAAUAAGAAGUGAUCCGUUAGACAAAAUGCAGAAGUCUUGGUUAACUCAGAUCAUUGAAACCCAGAACUUCUAGGGAAGCAUGUAAGUUCAUCGACUCCUUUUUAAGAAGAUUUUAAGUCUGCCCCUGGGUUUCUAAAAGUUCGCCUUACAGGUAAGGAAUGAAGAACAAUGGGACGUACCUCGAGGAAACCUUCAAAAUGUAUGUUACACUGAUUGUAUAUAUCGACUAUUUUACCUCAAAAGUAUGAGCUACGCCUAACUGCAAAUGUGUACAUAGCAUACAGACGGUCAUUGUUAUGUACGUGCAUAUUUCAAAAUGGUUUGUUAAACGGCACCUAAAGAGCAGCUAACGGCUCACAGCAUAUCAAUAAACAAUGAAAAGUAUUUCAAGAUCAAUGUAGACAUUUCAAAUGCACCGGCAGACUGUGCGCUUGGCACGUAGACACAGCUAUGCAACACAUCAUUUCGGUCUCAUAUCGCACGGUUUGCAUGCAGCCACAGCGCGUGUUGCACACCCUGUGGUAUGAGCCUUCACAUUUCCUUUUUACUCAAAGCAUUAACAUUGAAGACAGCCUUAAAAUGGAUGCUCCAUAGCGCAGACAACUUGGAACUUUGA